UGUCGUCGUCAUUAACGAAUGCGAGACUGAUUUCCAGUUGUGGAAUCUCGCAACCUGAAUCAAAAACCAACAGGUAACUGUACGGCAAACUUACAAUUCUCAUCUCUUUCCAUUCCCGGUUCUCUCCUUACAACUCCAACACUCAAAUAAUUAAAGAGAAUCCGUAAAAUGCAAGCUAAACAAAUCUCGCACCAUUCCAUCUUCUUGUAAUCACUUGGAAAUUUUUCCGCAACUGAAAGAAAAUUAAGCAAAAUUUAAUCGCAAAAAUGGCGCGGAUCUUCGAGUAUUUUGUGGUUUGUGGAUUGGGUCCAGAGAUUCGAACUUUGGAUGGGAACAAAGGGUAUCAUGGAAAAGAAGUGAUGUAUUUGCCUUCUCUGCUCGAUCAGUAUCCUCCUGAUUAUCACACUCUCUAUCCACCGCCUCCUCCCCAGCUUCCAACAUGUGUUUUGCCUGCUGGUGUUCUGUUUUACUCUUCUGGAUUUGAUGCUAACGAUGCCUCUACUUUUCCACGGAGCUAUCCCAUUGUUUUGACGGAGGGCGAUGGGUCAAAAAUUUAUGUUAGUUGCAUUAGUUUUCGGGAUCCAGUCAGUGAGGAUAUUGCUGAAGCUUACCGCAUACCAGCAAAUUCAUUUGCUGACAAAUGUAUUUGUCUUGUUUCACGUUCACCCAGUUUCGGUAUACUUCGGAAUGCGCUAGAAGAGAUAUUUGCACUUUGCUUUUCCCCCAGUGGAAGUAGCAAGCCAUUAUGGGAUGUUAUUGCGCACAUGGUAUCCAAUGUACCUUUGCCUACUCCUGGAAGGGACCGAGUCUUGUUUGCUAUUGAGAAUUGUUUGCUUUCUGUGGAGGCUCCACCAAAAGAUGGGCUUCCACAUGCUGAUAUAUCUUUUCAGCCACUGGUACAAUGCUUGGAUGUGGACAACUUGAUCAACUUUUUUACUGCUGUAUUGCUUGAGAGGAGGAUUUUGCUUCGAUCCAAUAAGUAUUCUAUUUUAACUCUAGUAUCAGAGGCCAUAUGCCAUUUAAUUUAUCCUUUCAGGUGGCAGCAUGUCUACAUUCCAUUACUAUUUUUCAGUGGAGUAGACUACAUUGAUGCUCCUACACCAUAUAUGAUGGGUCUCCAUUCUGGUGUUGAUACGUCAUAUCUUGCAAUGGAUGGUGUAGUUAUUGUAGACCUCGAUUAUAAUCGAAUCAGCACAACAGAGGAAAUACCCCCUAUCCCAGAGCCAGAAUUAAGUUCCUUGCGUGGUGACAUAUUGAAGUUAUUGUUCCGUAAUGUCAUGGAGAUAGAUGAAAUGAAGGCUGGUGCAUUCAGUUCAUCUGAGCAAUAUUUUAAAGGUUGCAACAAGCCAUGGGGAGAGGAUCAUGACCUCCAACUUAGGUUAAUAUUCUUAAAGUUCUUUGCAUCAAUUUUAGGUGGCUACCGCAAUUUCAUUGAAAAUGGUGCAACAAAUGUUUUCAACAAUCAAGCAUUCUUGAAGAAGCGUUCUCGAUCAACAAACCAGCCACCAGAGCCCAUGAUCAUGCAGUUUUUAGACUCUCAUGGUUUCUUGGACUAUCUAGAGAGAGGUGUAGGUUCUGAUGAAAAUAAUAAUAAUCUCCUAGACAAGUUACAAGAUGCAAUUGGAAGGGGUCAAAAUCCUAUUUCUAUUCUUCCCUCAUUGUCGGUAGAGCCUGAUAUUAUAACCAUUUCAGAUCAAGAUAUGGGAACUUCAGGAUCAGGUGCCAAAUAUACAUAUGAUAGGUUUCCUUCAAAUAUUAGAUCUGAAGAGCAAGAGGAGAAGAGGAAGCAGAUUCUUGCAGCAGCAAGUGGAGCUUUUGAGUAUAUAAAGCAUGCUCCUAGCUCGCCAUCUGUGCAAGUGGGUAAGGAUGCUCUUAGUCCAAUGGAGAGAGCUGCAGAAAGGGAACGCAUGGUUUUGGACAUUAAAGUUAAGCUGCAGGGAUUGUGGCUGCGUCUUCUGAAACUUGGAGCUACUGAUGAUCCCCUCUCUUCAUUUGAAUAUGGCACAAUUGUUGCAUUGAUUGAAUCUGAUGCAGAGGGUAUUGGUGGCAGUGGAUUUGUUGAAUGUAUAAGGGAGCAUAUACACUCAGGAUGGCACUGUCAAUUGACUGAUGAGCAGUUUAUUGCAGUGAAAGAAUUGCUUAAAACAGCCAUUAGUCGUGCAACAUCUCGGGAUGAUGUCUCAACUGUUAUAGAUGCCCUUGAAGUAUCUGCUGAGAUGUAUAAAAGGGAUGCUAAUAAUGUUCCCGACUAUGUCCAGCGCCAUCUAAUUUCACUUUCCAUAUGGGAGGAGCUGCGGUUUUGGGAAGGCUACUUUGACCAUCUUAUGGAGCAUUCUUCAGUCAAGUCGACCAAUUAUGCAGCUUUAGUUGCUACGCAACUAAUUCUGGUGGCAUCUCACAUGGCUGGAUUGGGACUUCCUGAUACUGAUGCUUGGUAUAUGGUUGAGACUUUGGCAGAGAGGAAUAAUAUUGGAUACAAGCAACUUAUAAAACUUAGAGGAUUUUUAUCACAUGCACAGCAACUCCGUAUUGGUUACUGGGGAAUCUCAUCUGUUAAGGCACAAUCUUUGUCCAUGUUAUCUCAUGGAUUGUCCUCCCCCCGUCCUAUGGAUGUUACUGAUGAGAAUCAGCAACCUGCUGAGGCCACUGGUGUUGGCAGGAGCUGGGUUCAAAGCAUGUUCAGCAGGGACUCAUCAAGGGUAAAUUCUUUUGCCCGUGGUCGUAAAUCAACUGAGAUAAACGAGAAUGGGACUCCUCGAAAACAAGAUUCAUCUGCUACUGGGCAAAAGAAAAUUCAGACUAAUGUUCGUGUACUUAGGGGUCACAGUGGUGCUAUUACUGCUUUGCAUUGCGUAACAAGAAGGGAGGUGUGGGAUCUGGUGGGCGACCGUGAGGAUGCAGGCUUUUUUAUCAGUGGAAGCACUGAUUGUAUGGUUAAGAUAUGGGAUCCCAGUAUUCGUGGUUCUGAACUUCGUGCAACUUUGAAAGGGCAUUCAAGAACUGUUCGUGCUAUAAGUUCUGAUCGAGCAAAGGUGGUUUCAGGAUCUGAUGAUCAGUCUGUUAUUGUUUGGGAUAAGCAAACAGCUCAGCUUUUAGAAGAGCUGAAGGGCCAUGAUGGUCAGGUCAGCUGUGUCCGUAUGCUGUCAGGCGAACGUGUUCUUACUUCGGCCCAUGAUGGAACUGUGAAGAUGUGGGAUGUUCGAACUGAUACCUGUGUAGCAACAGUUGGCCGUUGCUCUAGUGCAGUUCUAUGCAUGGAGUACGAUGAUUCCACUGGAAUCUUGGCAGCUGCUGGUAGAGAUGCGGUUGCAAACAUUUGGGACAUCCGUGCUGGUCGCCAAAUGCACAAGCUGUUAGGGCAUACAAAAUGGAUUCGAUCAAUUAGAAUGGUAGGAGACACACUGGUUACUGGAAGUGAUGAUUGGACAGCGAGAAUGUGGUCAGUUUCACGAGGAACAUGUGAUGCUGUUCUAGCCUGCCAUGCUGGUCCAAUCUUAUGUGUUGAGUAUUCCAUUUCAGACAGAGGAAUAAUAACAGGUUCAACUGAUGGGCUACUCCGAUUUUGGGAAAAUGAGGAAGGAGGUAUAAGAUGUGUGAAGAAUGUAACCAUCCAUUCUGCUGCCAUAUUAUCUAUUAAUGCUGGUGAACAUUGGUUGGGAAUUGGAGCAGCUGACAAUUCCAUGUCUCUGUUCCAAAGACCUCAAGAGCGACUUGGUGGCCUCUCUAGCCCCGGCUCAAAAAUGUCUGGUUGGCAGCUUUACAGAACCCCACAAAAGACAGUUGCUAUGGUGAGAUGUGUGGCCUCUGACCUCGAACGGAAACGGAUAUGCAGUGGUGGUAGAAAUGGAGUUUUAAGAUUAUGGGAAGCAACUAUCAACAUCUGACCUCGUAUUAUAUGGUUUGUAAUGUUGUAGUGAUGGGGAGUGCUUUUAUGUUGAUGUUGUAAAUUCAACUUGCUUGAACCUAUAGAAUUUUGUGUAUGAUUUGAGCAUUCAAAAUUAAACCCCAAAUAUAAUGUGGGGAUCGGUUUUCGAGCCUUGAUUUUUGUAUUCCAUAAUAUCCAUUUUUUACUAAAUUCAGCAUUGAAAAGAAUUUUUAUAGUUGUAGAUCAUUAUGAGAUAGAGAGAACCAAGUUUUGAUUACUUAAA
Molecule: messenger RNA, 4148 nt
Organism: Jatropha curcas
Lineage: Eukaryota; Viridiplantae; Streptophyta; Magnoliopsida; Malpighiales; Euphorbiaceae
Gene: SCD1
Product: stomatal cytokinesis defective / SCD1 protein (SCD1)
Biological process (GO): regulation of Rab protein signal transduction
Cellular component (GO): cytoplasmic vesicle
Molecular function (GO): protein binding
Source: RefSeq, a predicted model, not a curated record